AUGGCGCGCAACGGCGACACCGACCUCAUGGCGGAGCGCGCGGUGGAGAAAUUCCUCCGCUGCAUGCCGAAGAGGUACGUGCAUAUCGUCAAUUCGAUCGAGACGCUCCUUGACUUCGAGCAGCUCACCGUCGAGGACGUCAUCGGGAGGCUCAAGGCAGUGCAAGACCGCGAGCAGGCGCCAAACUCUGAGCAGGGCGCCACCGGAGGCAAGCUGCUGUACACGAUGGAGCAGUGGCGCGCCUUCGACAAGAAGAUGAAGGAGGAAGGAUCCAGUUCGUCCGGCUCCAAGGAGCAUCACCGAUGUCCGCGUGGUGGCAAGGAGGAGAAGGCACCCUGGGGCCAGGUCGGUGCCGAUGGCGGCACCGCCGGCAAGCGCAAGGCGACCCAGAAUGACACCUGCAACAACUGUGGCAGGACUGGCCACUGGGCCAAGGACUGCCACCUUCCUCCACGCCAUGGUGGGUAG
Messenger RNA from Miscanthus lutarioriparius, 468 nucleotides. Lineage: Eukaryota; Viridiplantae; Streptophyta; Magnoliopsida; Poales; Poaceae. The record is from the annotation of a GenBank genome assembly.